UGUCUACUACCAGUCCUCUGCAUUCCGUUCGUCUUUCUACCAAACAAUCGAUAUCCUCUGGUACCUACGCACAUAUUGCUGUAAGAAGCGCGGCACAACGACACCUACAGAUACAAUGUCCUCAGGAGCCAGCAAUAACGGUGGCAAUGGCUUCGCCGACCCUGGUAUCGUGCCAGCGCCCAAGAUCUCCGAGCCGUGGUCAGUCCAGAAGGUGCUAGCCACCAUGACUCCGACACCGCCUGCCGAGAAUACCGACUCUCCUGUGCCUUAUUUCCAUAUUCUCGAGAGACUGAAGACGAACAAACGUGAGGGAUGGCGUCGCUUCAACAUAGAGAGAGGCGAAUCCAUAUCUGAUCACAUGUACCGCAUGUCCCUCAUGACAAUGCUCUGCCCCCCGACCCUUGCGCCGAAACUCGAUCUCUUCAAGUGCAUGAAGAUGUGCCUAAUCCACGAUAUGGCGGAAUCGAUUGUGGGUGACAUCACCCCAGUAGACGGCGUAGCGAAGCCGGAGAAGAGCCGCCGCGAGGCCGAGACGAUGGACUACAUAUCGAAAAACCUACUUGGAGGCGUCUAUGGCGGACUGGCGGGCAAAGAGAUUCGCGAAAUCUGGCAGGAAUACGAAGACUCGGAGACGCUCGACAGCCACUUUGUUCACGACCUCGACAAGAUGGAGCUGUUGACCCAGAUGGUGGAGUACGAGAAGCGCGCCAACAAGGCUCUCGAUCUGGGCGAGUUCGCCUACGUCGCUACGAAGAUAGUGCUGCCGGAGACGAAGAAAUGGGCCGAGGAGAUCCUCAAGGAGCGAGAUGAGUUCUGGGGUAACAAGGCGCACGUUCACGGCGAAGCGGGUGUCGAUGGUGGUGUGAAGUCGGAAAAGUUCGAGCAACAAAAAGCUUACUACACAAAAGAGAACGGCUCGGCUCCUUAGACAGUGGGCUAUCAAGCACUUAAGAUCACUACAAGAUGGCCGGCUUUGGCCUGUUUCUGAAAUCAAAGAUGGAAGAUAGAAAAGGCGUAUGCAGGCAUCUACCGCCCUU
Messenger RNA from Xylaria bambusicola, 1037 nucleotides. Its product is annotated as HD domain-containing protein. Gene Ontology annotation, cellular component: cytoplasm. The record is from RefSeq and is a predicted model, not a curated record. The coding region runs from base 116 to 928 and encodes 270 amino acids. NCBI's taxonomy places the organism in Eukaryota, Fungi, Ascomycota, Sordariomycetes, Xylariales, Xylariaceae. The transcript has 3 exons. Gene Ontology annotation, molecular function: 5'-deoxynucleotidase activity.